Molecule: messenger RNA, 629 nt
Organism: Desarmillaria tabescens
Lineage: Eukaryota; Fungi; Basidiomycota; Agaricomycetes; Agaricales; Physalacriaceae
Exons: 6
Coding region: 183-497 (104 amino acids)
Source: RefSeq, a predicted model, not a curated record
CUUCCUCCCUACCUGAAACGUAGAUGAAAGUGCUUCUAAUCUCCGGGUUACAGUCGGACUGGGGACACGCUCAGCACAAGUCCGGACUGGAAACGGAAGGUCCCAAACGGAUAAUCCCGCAAGGCCCUGCAUCGCGACGACAUCUGCUUGCUUAAUAUGCUUUGUCAACUUGCGGAAGGGUAAUGCGUAGGUUGUUUAAUUUCUGUGGGAAUUCGUUCCAUUCAGUACUGCCAGUGACCCUGUUUGGCUCUUGGGUACCUUUCCCCAGGCCGUCCUGUAUACGGAGGUUUUCCCAUAUUAUUUCAGGGAAUUGGUUCCAAAUCCCUUAUAUAAAGAUCGGCUCGUCUAUUUUUUUCUACAAUUCCUUCAAUCAAGUCGUUAGAGGCGUCGUUGAAAACACCAGUCGGAUGACAGAUGGUACGCAAAUGGUCGUAAUCAGAUGCGACAAUGGAAGGAUCAUAACCUUACCAUCUGCAAGUGUAAUACAACUAGGGUAGCCGGGCAUGCAAGGGUAGUUAACACUGUUUAGUCGAUAAGGGCCGCGACUAUGUCCUUACCUCUUUUUAACGAUAAUGUUAGUAUCUCUAAGCUUUCCUCAGAGUUCGCGUAAAUUAGUUAAAUGAAUUGAU